Knipowitschia caucasica is the source of this 2082-nucleotide messenger RNA. The record is from the annotation of a GenBank genome assembly. Lineage: Eukaryota; Metazoa; Chordata; Actinopteri; Gobiiformes; Gobiidae.
AUGGAGCUGAUCACGAGCUCCCGCUCGUCCCGUGUGCGUCACAAAGGAGGUCAUGUUCACUGCGACUCGUGCUACUCACGCCGCUGCAGGGCGCGAGUGGAGCCCUCGGUCUGCUGCCCGCUCAGUACCUGCCGCCUCCUGUGUGGGGCGCUCUUCCACCUGUGCAAAGAGGAGGAGCACCUGCUGCUCUGCCCCAACGUCCGCGUCCCGUGCAUCAACGCUGAAGCGGGAUGUCCGCUCCAGAUGCCGCGCUCCUCCCAGGCCCAGCACCUGCAGUUCUGUCCCGCCAGCGUGGUCUCCUGCUCCAUGGAAUGGAAUCGAUGGCCAGCAGAAGACGCACACUCACAUCCAAACACAGAGUUACAUGAGAAUCUGAUGAGGGAAAGAGGUCGGGGAGAGUGUUUGGACUUAGCUAUGGCCUUGAAGGACCAGGACCGGCUUUUUCACUCCUUAAAAAUGAAGAAUUUGUUCCCAGAAUUAACAAAGAACGUGGAGCGAGCAGAAGAACAGGAGAAGAAGAGAAAGGAGAAACUCAAAAAGGCUGCAUUGGAAAAAGCAAACGCGUUAAAACCAAAAAAGUGGCAGUACUUUGACCACUACAACGUCUGUCAGACUGAGAGAGACGAUAGUGAAGAUGAUAGUGAAGAAGAGGAUGUUUUGGAAGAAUUGUUGGAUGUUUUACCAGAAAUAGAACUGAGCCAAGCAGAGAGAGAGGCCAUCGCUUAUCAGCAAGGAGUGGCACCAGAGAUGCUGCAGAAUUACAGCGUAUGGGAGCGAAUGUUCAACAUGGAGAAGGGCGGGUGCAGAGAGGCCACUAUGGCAGAGAAAACCAGUGACAAUAGCUUGGAUACCUUAUCCAGUAAAGACAAGUUCAAUGAGGGAUGUUCAGGUGUGAAUCCACAGACCUCUGUCCUGGUACCGGCUGCUGCUACAUGUGCAACAGUGAAAGAGAAGUUCACUUACAAAGGGAUCGAGCCCAUGAAGAUCACAACAGUGCGGACAUUCAAAAUCCCAACCAGUUUUUCCGCUAAGGGCAAUCGAAUAAGAAACCCAUGGUUCAAAAAGAAGGAGAAUAAAGCAGUGGACACCAGUGACCUGGGGCUGGCGCUGGUGGACAUGCCCGUGUGGGAGGAGAUACAGGCCUCUCUGCUGUGCUCUCUGGAGUGGGAGCAGCGCGGUCACAUGAUCGCGGAGAGCGUGGCCACAGACGGUCUGCUCAUGGACCAGGGCACCCAGACGUACAAUUUUCUCUCCUCUCCGUUCUGCAGUGAUGCGAGUCUGCGGGACUUGUCUGAGAACAAGGCCCCAGAGCUGCACCUGCAGCUGCAGGUGGAGGCGGUGACCAGCCGCCAUAACAAGGCCAGCUCCGCCUUCAACUUCCUCUGUGCACGUAGCUUCCAGCGCCGUGAAUAUGGCGUGCACUACAAGAACAUCCACAGUGACAUCCACAUGUGUGUAAACGGCUGGUUCGAGCAGCGCUGUCCUCUGGCCUAUCUGGGAUGCACCUUCAGCCAGAAGAGGUUUCGCCCACAAUCCUAUGAUGCGACUGUCAAUUACAAUGAGGAGCUGGGUUGCUUCAGCCUCCACCCGCUCUCCCCUCUGCCCCUGGACAGUGACAGGGCAGGACAGAGCGCCGCCCGGAGGAGGAGAGGUGGACUGGACGCUCUGAGCUCGCUGCCCUUCGAGGUGCUGUGUCACAUGGCCUCGUUCCUGGACAGUCUGUCGCUGUCGCAGCUCGCUCUGGUGUCCAACCUGAUGAGGCAGGUGUGCUCCUCUCAGCUGCAGGACAGGGGCAUGGUAUCCCUGCACUGGGACAGGACCACGGGCUCCGGAGGCAAGAGCCAGUGGAGGGUCACCCAUAAGAUUUGGGAGUUCAGCACCUGCUUCGCUCCGGUGGACUCGUGGUGUUUCCGGGACGUCCCACCGAUAUCGGAGCACCUCAGGACGUGUCCGCACUACGAGACCGAGCCCAGGACCGAGAGGGUCUCACUUCCCCAGGUCCGAGAGCAGCUCCUGAAGCAGAGCAGCUGCAAAAAGCCCACUCUGGUCAGCCUCCUGCAGAACAGAAAGCUCAUCAUGUAG